Messenger RNA from Styela clava, 3426 nucleotides. RefSeq names its product P-selectin-like. Lineage: Eukaryota; Metazoa; Chordata; Ascidiacea; Stolidobranchia; Styelidae. The record is from RefSeq and is a predicted model, not a curated record.
ACAAGGAUUUAUUUCACUGAAGGCUUAUAUUUGAACAAUAAGAAAGAACUAGAGUCCUGAAUUACUGACAAUCCCGCAUUGGUAGAAAUAGAACGUGACUUGAUAUUAAAUGGUAUUAUAUAUUAAUUGAAGCAGGUAACUAGAAACCUAUUGGUUUUUAGUUGAUAUAUAAAGAUUUUAAUAACUCUUGUGCAAAUAAGAAUGUACUUCCGGAUCAUUAUACUCUUAUUGGCAUACAUUAUACUGGAAUUUGCGUUAACCGAGGGUUUAAGAUGUUUAACUUGUGAAAAUGCUGACAGCAUAGAAGAGUGUGAUAGACUUGGAAAUAUAACUCUAUGCGAUGAAAAUCAGGACUCGUGCGAAAUGGUAGUUCGAUACAAUGGAGGUUGGCAGCUUUCAUCUCAAAUAAAAGUUUUUAAAUUUUGUAAGCAAUCUCACGCUUGUGCACAAAAUCAACUCCAGAACUCAAAAGAAGCAUGGGCCAUGACUCAAUGUAAUCCGAAAUAUCCAGAUACCGUUUGUCGAUGUUGCUGUGAGGGUGAUGAGUGUAACAGAGGCGAUUUGAAAUGCUUGACAAUGGAAGAGCCACCGACGUGUUUUCCAUCUCUCCCACAGCCUGAGAACGGGAAGAUUCAUUGUAGUGAUGGAAGCAACGUAGGAAGUGUCUGUACUUCUGAAUGCAAACGUGGAUAUUACAUAAGUGGAUCUUCAGUCUCAAAAUGCCAAGAUAACAAACGAUGGACAUAUGCUCCAGCUACGUGCGAAUCAUCUAUUUGUCCAGAUUUGAAACUAAUACAACAUGGAAAUUACAUAUGUUCCAAUGAAAAAUACGUUGGGAGUAUUUGCAGUUUUUCCUGCAAGUCCGGAUAUCGACUAGUAGGGCCGGAAUUAUCAAUUUGUCAAGCUGCUGAGUCUGGCGGUGAUGAAGGAAUUUGGACAACCGGUGGACAAUAUUGUGAACGAAAGCGCUGUGAUAACCAACUAAGUGCACCAAAGUACGGGAAUAUUACAUGUUCAGAUGAAGAUUUUGUUGAUUCGAAUUGUAUUUUCACUUGUGGCGACGAAUAUGAGUUGGUUGGACCGACUGAGGUCUUGUGCGUAGAAGGAUCAAUGUAUUCAAAUCCACACUGGGAUUAUGAAGCACCAUCUUGUAAAAGAAAAGAAUGUCGAAAUUCACCUAGAUUUCCAUCGAACGGCUACAUGGUGUGUACCGACGGGAAGUUCAUGAAUUCAAUUUGUGAAUUCUUUUGUGACGAAAAUUUUUAUCUGAUGGGACCGGUUAUUACCGUUUGCACAAACAUUCAAUACUCAGAGCUGACAGGAGAAAAAACUACGAAAAAAUAUCCGUCAUGGAGUGAAAAAACACCAGCUUGCAAGAGAAAAUACUGCAAAUCUUUACCGAAACCACCAUCGAAUGGCGGCACUUAUUGCAAUGAUGGUCAUUAUCUGGGAUCAGUCUGUUCUUUCUCGUGUGAUGAAUCCUAUUACUUGAUCGGUGCAGGAUCUUCGACAUGUAUAGAAGGAAAGUCUGACGACAUGCCUCAUUGGGAUGAAGAGACGCCCGAGUGUAAAAGAAAACGCUGUGGCAACCCGCCAGAUGCCCCACUGAACGGAGAGCUGAAAUGUUCAGAAAAAGAUUUUCUAGGCUCGGUAUGUGAGUUCACUUGUGAGAAGGAUUAUCACAGAAAUGGAAACCAGCUCACAACCUGUUCAGAAGAUGGAAAUGGGAAGCUAUCUUGGGACAGAGCUGCUCCCGAAUGUAUAAGAAAAGAAUGUUCAUCCAAUCCGAAAGCGCCAACAAAUGGAUUUGUUAUCUGCAGUGACAUGAAAUUUUUAGGAUCGGUUUGCCAAUUUAGUUGUGGACAUGCUUACGAUAUUGUUGGUUCUGAAAUAUCAACAUGUAUGGAAGAGUAUGAAACACAUAUGUUAAAAUGGGAUAAUGAAUAUCCCGAAUGCAUAAGGAAGGAAUGUUCGUACAUGCCUAAAAUUCCGGCACACGGAAGCAUGUCUUGUUCAGAUAAGAAGUUUUACGGAUCAGUAUGUACUUUCACAUGUUAUGAUGAUUAUAAACGAAUUGGACCGUCUUACAUUAUGUGUGAACUGUCGGAAGAAGUCAACCCCAAACCUAAAUGGGAUUUCGAAUCGCCAUAUUGUGAAAAAAAAAAGUGUGAUGCCAUACAAAUACCAGACAACGGCUUCAUCGACUGUACUGAUGAUAAAUAUAUUGGAUCCAAAUGCGUGUAUGGAUGCGAUGAAACUCACACAUUAGUAGGAGAUACACAAACUAUUUGUGAAGAAGAUUCUAACGGAUAUAUGAAAUGGAAAACCCAAGCACCAGUCUGUGAAUUAAUCACAUGUCCUGUACUGAGGAAUCUCAAGUUUGGAGAAGUAAACUGUACAGAUGGACACAAGGUAAACUCGGAAUGUAAAUUUCAAUGUACCGGAGAUGGCUACAGUUUAUAUCCGGGAAGAAGAGACUCGAUAAAAUGCAAGUAUGACGCUAUGUGGUCUGCCAAGCCCCCAUGUUGUGCUCGUUCAUGUCCUCCUUACGCUCUCAUGGAUCUUAUUGUUAUUCUGGAUUCUUCGUCUUCCAUUGGGGCAUCCAGCUGGAAAGUGAUGUUGAAGUUUGUAAAUAGCAUAUUUGACUUGUUUAUUGUGCAACCAGACGCCAUGAAUUUUGGAGUUGUUCGAUACAAUAGAAAAGUCGACACGAAAACAAGAAUUAACUUGAAUGAAUGCCCUGGAAAUGUAACUAUGCUGAAACAACUAGUAUCAAAAUUACCAUACAAUGGACAGGGUACCUGGACUGGCCAAGCAAUCUCAUACGUUCAUGAACACAUGCUCAAGCCCGAAUACGGAAAUCGAGAAAAUGCCCCGGAUGUUGUGCUCGUAAUUACUGACGGAAGAUCACAAGACAGCGUGAAAGAACCUGCAGAAGAAUUGCGAAGAUCUGGAGUUCUGACAUUUGCCCUCGGAAUCACGCCAGGAAAUGGAAAUCUUGACUACGAUCAAUUGAUGGAUAUUGCUGGAUCAGAAUCAAGACUAUCCUUGGCAGAAUAUGGAUUUGGAACACUGACUCCUGAAUUUGCGAGAGAAAUAAGUCGAACCAUCUGUGGAGAUCCUUGCGAACAUCAGUAAAAAAAUCAUCUUUCAACAUUUUGAAGAAAACUUUUUUUAAAACAUAAAAAUGUAAUCAUUUUUCAGAGUACAAAACUCGUUUUUCAAUUAAUAUUGAUUCUUCGCUGUAUCAUUAUAGUCAAUCAUAUAAUAUGGCCAUUACACUAUAAAUGUGCUUCGCUUCUAAUAUACGUAUUGUGAUACUGGAGGUACAAUAGCGAUGUUUAAUUUGUUUUUUUUUCAUUUUAUUUAUUGGCAUGAAAAACUUUUCUAAUUUUAGCACAAUACAAGUUAGAUUUAUUGUAUAAA